AUGCCUGAGGAACACCGCUGGAACCCUAACUUCACCCCCUAUGUGGUUAACGCCAUGGGUCCCAAGACCCCUCCUCGUGCCAAAGAGAUCAUUGGCUGCCUUAUCCGCCACAUCCACGACUUUGCUCGUGAGGUUGAGCUCACCCCCGCCGAGUGGAUGAUGGGUGUUGAGUUCAUCAACUCCAUUGGUGCCAUCAGCACUCCUAUCCGUAACGAGGGUCACCGUAUUUGUGAUGUGAUCGGUCUCGAGUCUCUGGUUGACGAGAUCGCCAACAAGAUCGUUACUGAGCAGGGUCUCUCCCCAACCUCCAACGUCAUUCUGGGUCCCUUCUGGUCUCCCAACGCACCUUUCCGUGCCCUUGGUGACAGCAUUAUCCAGAACCCUCACUCCAAGGGCCAGGUCACCCUCAUGCACGGUGUUAUCAAGGACAUGGAGACUGGCGCUCCUAUCCAGAACGCUGUGCUCGACAUCUGGCAAGCUUCUGCCAACGCUCUCUACGAUUUCCAGGACCCCGCGCAGACCGAGAACAACCUGCGCGGCAAGUUCCGCACCAACGAGAAGGGUGAAUACUACUGGUACUGCUACCACCCCACUGCCUACUCUCUGCCUACCGACGGUCCCGCUGGUGUUCUGUUGAACGUUAUGGAUCGCUCUCCCUUCCGUCCCGCUCACAUCCACCUGAUGGUCACCCACCCCGAUUACGCUACCAUCAUCAACCAGCUGUACCCCAGCACCGACCCCUACCUUGACAUCGACUCCGUUUUCGCUGUCAAGGAUGACCUCGUUGUUGAGUUCAAGCCUAAGACAGAUGACCCCAAGGCCACUCUUGACCUGGAGUACAACGUCACCAUGGCCCUGAAGAAGCACCACCCCAACCCCAACUCCGCUCCCCCUGUCUCCUCCUUCGAGCGCAGCCAAAAAGAGGCCAAGUCUUCCCUGUAA
Molecule: messenger RNA, 942 nt
Organism: Penicillium angulare
Lineage: Eukaryota; Fungi; Ascomycota; Eurotiomycetes; Eurotiales; Aspergillaceae
Product: putative catechol dioxygenase
Exons: 1
Coding region: 1-942 (313 amino acids)
Biological process (GO): catechol-containing compound metabolic process
Molecular function (GO): ferric iron binding; catechol 1,2-dioxygenase activity
Source: RefSeq, a predicted model, not a curated record